Octopus sinensis (East Asian common octopus) is the source of this 5027-nucleotide messenger RNA. RefSeq lists its product as uncharacterized. The record is from RefSeq and is a predicted model, not a curated record. The transcript is spliced from 2 exons. The coding region runs from base 750 to 3680 and encodes 976 amino acids. Lineage: Eukaryota; Metazoa; Mollusca; Cephalopoda; Octopoda; Octopodidae.
CCACCACCAUCUGUACUAUCAAAAACCACCUCUGCCACCGUCAGCCCUUCAUCCACAAAACACGUGAAGCUGUUUGUUGAGCAGUUGUUUGAGAAGACUACAGCAAGCUGUCCACAUGUGUUGGAAUUGCUAACGUUUACAGUUCUCUUAUUAUCCAAAACAACUUACAUCCCUGAUAUUGAAGCCUCUACAACCCUGAUAUUUAAACAACCACAAUUUCAAUAUUCAGAGCCCAGCAGUUCUGAUAUACCUAAGCCCCUAUAUUUUUCUGAACCUUUACAUCUCUGACUUCUAAACAUUUGAAUCUUUACCAUUCUGAUACCGAGAUAACUUCAUCUUUGGAGUGACCACCUGUGUUGAUAUAGCAUCACCAUAUCAUUGGCGAAUUUCACGUACGCAGCAGAGAACGCCAUUUCACGAAAACUUAAGCCUUUAUCCGUUAUUGUACCACGAAGUCAUUUGCGCUACUCUCUGGACCAAAACGCAAAUAUUAGCUAAAAGUCUAAACGAGGAAAAUUUGCUUGGUUAAAAUCAAAACAAGGAACACAGAUAAGAGUUUAGUCAAUUUGACUAACAUUAAAACUUAGACAACAUUGAAUCAAAGUCCAUGCGAUAGUGGGAAAGAUUGUAACAAACCUGGAAAAGCUAAAGAAACUACAGCUUAAAACAUCAAAAAGAAGCAUAAUGACCCUCGUUAGUCAAAGCCGUUGUUUUGUUUGCAAUAGCGGGUACAAGUAGAAAAGAAAACCAUGUCGUAUGUUUGGGGCGAUGAGCAAUGCUGGAAACAGCAGAAAAGGAGUGGAACAACAACGCGAAAUACUACUGGCAGACGGAGUAGACAUUACAACCGUGAAUCGGUGGACAGAAGUUAUUGUGACAGAUUGACCAGAAGAGAACAAUAUGAUACUUGGAGAUCCGGAUACGGAUUUGAUGACGAAGAGGAGGAGGAAGAGCGGCUGCGCUAUCACAAUCAACAACAACAGCAUCAACAGCAGCAGCAGCAGCAGCAACGUUGCAGGCGGAGUCAAAGGAAGAGGAACGGAAUACACGGUAGUAUAGCGUCUCUUCCCAUCCUGCCAUCCUCUUCACUGCGGAGUAUCUUGAAGUCCUCAUCUUCUGCAGAGAAUUUAAUCAAUAGUGAUUAUUUAGACAAAAGAAGUCGAAUUGAAGAUGAUGUUGGUGCCGUUCCUCCGGGGGUGAGGGUCUACUGGAUGAGGGAUCAACAGUUGCGGAAAAGCAUCAAACAGGGAAAGAAGGUUCAAUUCCACGAAAACUCGCGAGCGAAUAAAAGAAACAAGCAGUAUACACGGAGGAGUAAUGAUACCACGUCUGACGAAGAAGAAGAAGAAAGCGAACUGGAAUCUAUUUUCCGCAGUGAUGAGGAAGCGUAUUGCAGGAAAAGACCAGCCACGCCAGUUUUCAAAAGAAAUGUUAAAACUUCAUCGAAUGGAACAGUGAAGUCUCACUCCAAAAGUCAACAGGAUUUCCCUAAAAGUUCCAGAACUCUGCGCAGUAGCUUCAAAGUUUUUAACGAUGCUGAUAACAGCCACAGAAAUAAUGUUCCUUCAAAUACCAAAGAUCACGUUCGUACUCAACAAGAUCUAAUUUCUGCAGCUAAAUCAUCUCAGCAGGAAAAAUGUCCGUUCACACGUAGUUAUACAAAAAUGGCUGCUGAUACAAAUGAAGAUAUUGUCCAGUUCAAUGCCCUCCGUCGUAAGAGCAUACAUAACAUCAAUUCGUUCGUACGCAGCUCUGCUAGAUGUUCCCAACGCAGUAAUUUUGGCAACAGGACAUCUCAACGAAUGCAACGCCCUGUCGCCGAUCCACGCUCAAGCAUCCAUAACCUUCCCAAUCCGACUACAUCAAACCAUGUUCAUCUGCAGCAAAUAUACAACCCCAACAAUCGCGAUUUCGAUUAUUAUGACGAUCUGCCACAAAUUCCUGUUCGUUCUUGCAAGAAACGCUCCUCAAGCCGUCAUUUUCACAACAGAAGCGAUUAUAACAACAUCGAUAAUAACACAAGUUAUUCUCAAAAACCUCAUUACAUGGGCGAUAUAGAAAAUGAAGAGACCGCUGACCCACUGCUACAGACUAAUGCUGGAAAUCAAACUAAUACUCCAUUUCAAAGAUCCUUUUCAACAAGGGAGUAUGGUUCGAGGCGAAACACAGAACGAAACAGUCAUAACCGAAGCAGUAUGAAGCACAGGAGCCACGGACAACAGGUCCAUUUGACUGAUACGACAGGAUUACCCAACGAUGCAACUAUUUCUAAUAGACACGAAGAAACGUAUAAUCCUAAAGUUUUACGGAACUCUAUGCGGAGAAAGUCAUUGUUUAACCCAUUGCCAAAUUCACAUUUUAUGCCUGAAGCAGAUGAUUUUAAAACUGAGGAGGAUCAACGAACAUUAUCAAUGGAAAACUGUAACAGCAACGGUAGCAAUAUGAUUAGUUCUAAUAAUAGUGUGACUAUCAAUAACAACGGGUUUGGUGACGGUGGAAGAGGGGGUGGACUCCGUGGUGUUGAAGAUUGUAACAGAAAUAUUACUUCGACUACUUUUGUACCUGGUAUCUCACCAACUGAAAGCGGCGACGUUGAAGCAACACCAGAAGAGCUCCCUUAUUGUCCAUUUUCGAGACCAGUCAUCUCAACUGAAGAUAAGAAUCUCGAUCCAACGGAUAAAAUGAUACCUGCAGUGGGAGGAGAACAAAAUGGGCGGCCGUCAUUGGCAAGACCAUUGGCAGAAGAAGCUGUCGCAGCUGCCCUGCGUCGUUCUGCAAGGCAACGACGAAGCAACAAGUAUUUGUCUGUUAAAUCCGACCACAGUAGUUCCUUAAAGAGUUCAGAUGUCUCAUCUGAAUUUAGAGGACGCCAACAAAAACCCCUUUCUGAGGUUUUAGCAAACUCAGUUUCUGUUGCAGAGCAACAAAAGCAGCCAACAAAUUACAACCAGUCUUAUCCAUAUUUAUCUCCAGUGACCCCUGUUUAUCAAUCAUCGAAACAGGCCCCUGACGAAUCAGAAUCCUUUCAUCAAUUCGUUCAGAACCAACAGGAACAGUUUGAUCCGACAGAAAACCCAAUUCUUUUCCAAAGAUCUUCAUUUCAGCAAGACACAGCACCCACAGCUGCCGCUUAUCGCCCUUUGCCAUCGAUACCAUCAUUUGUUCCACCUUUGACAGAAAUGUUUCCCCCAGUGGAAGAGACUACUACAUUACCCGAGUUUCUCCCAUUAAAUUGUAACUAUAACUUGCCUCUUGGUGUUGUUAAACCACUGCCCAUUGUUCUGACUCCGCCGCAAAUCCCACCUGAGCUUCUUCCGAAACCCAUUCGAAAAUCAGAGCUAAACCCUCGGUGUGACUCAAAUGGAGGCCUCACUGUAGCUUCAGACCCUAAUGUAGAGGAUUCAAAGGAAGUAGUAUCGUCAAAAACUGCCGAUCGUAAAGAUGGAAAGGAGAAAGAGAAAAGCGACAAGAAAGACCGAAAGAAGAAGAAAAAGAGGAAGAAGAAAAAGAAGGAUAAAAAGAAGAAAGAGGAAGAAGAAAAGAAAAAGAAAGAAGAGAAAGAAAAAAGAGAAGAGAAGGAAAGAGAGAAGUUAAACAGGGAGAAAGAGAAGAAUAAGAAGAAUAAGAAGAAAAAUACUCAAGAGAAAAAAUCGUUAAAAAUGAAUCCAAGUCUGAGAUAGGAGACAGUGAUGGCAGCGAUGCCUAUGAGACUCCGCCAUCUUCUUUGAGAGAGAACAAGAGUUCAGUACGCCAUCAGAGGAAUAGGUCAGAAGGAAAAGAGACAAAGACAAAGAAACAUAGAAAACAGUCGAAAGAAAGAAAAGAUUCGAGGAAGAAAACAGUUGGUGGUAAAACUGAGCAUCAGAGAAAGAUUUCUUCAUCUGAAGGGAAUCUUUGUGAUGUCCGGGACAACAGAUCAGAGGAGAAUCGAGGUCGGAGUUUCACCCGUUUGACGCGUAAAAUAUCUCAUCGCGUUGGUUCUUGGAGUAAGGAACUCAGGCGGUUCUUGAGUUUCAAGGUGGAUAGGUCACCUAGUCCUUGCAUACGUUUCACUGAAUCUAACAGCGAUGAUGGUGAAGAAAAUUCCGACAAUGGCAACAAACGAAAAUUACAAAAUGCCAAAGAACCACUUGGCGUACAGAAGUCUCUGAGUGACAUUUCCGACACUUCAGAAGAUUUAGACAAUCUGGACAUCGAAUUAUCUAAAAUCGGUGACGGUAGCUGUGACGACGAUGUCUUAAAUUUCUGUGACGAAGGUAAAACUACUCAGAUAAUGAACUGGCUGCAUCAAAUGUAUUCCACAAACCCAGCAGACUCCAAAAUAUCCUCAGUAAUGGCGGCUACAACGGUCGCCACACAGUUUUAGAGCGACCAUAUUGGAUGAUGUGCGCGGAGACAAAAUAAUAUAAAAUAACGAUAAUAAUGGUUUCAGAUUGAGACACGAAGCCAGUAAUUUGGAGGGAAAGGGGUCAGUCGAUGCCAUCGGCCCCUGUGUUGGUAUGUGGUCAAGGAGUUUGCUUCAUAAUUGCGUGGACUUCGAUUUGAUCUCACUUUGGCAAGUGUCUUCGACCCUGGCUUCAGUUUGACCGCUACCUUGUGAGUAAAUGGAAACUGUGUGGAAGGCCUUCAUUUGACCUGUGCGAGUGUGUGUGCACGUGAGUACGUGUGUAUGUAUGUAUGUAUGUAUAAGCGUGUGUAUAUAUAUAUAUAUAUAUAUAUAUAUAUAUAUAUAUAUAUAUAUAUAUAUAUGUUUACACAUGCAUACGUGUAUAUAUGUUUAUGAAGGCGUUCUCUGGGAAAAUAGCGCUGUAUCAAACCCAAAAUAAUUCUGCGUGUCAGUUGUUGGCUGAUGUUGUCUUUCUUUCUCUUCCGAGGUCAGUGAAAGACAUAUCAUCUAAAAGUAUUGUAGUCAAUUCAACCACCAAAAUCCUUUGAAGUCGGUGCAUUAGAAUGGCUGCAGUUCUACGACUGAAACUAGUAAAAGAAUUAAAGAACGAAUCGUCUGCAAAUGAAAGUGCAACGCCAAC